Molecule: messenger RNA, 1566 nt
Organism: Ochotona curzoniae (black-lipped pika)
Lineage: Eukaryota; Metazoa; Chordata; Mammalia; Lagomorpha; Ochotonidae
Gene: TRABD2B
Product: TraB domain containing 2B
Exons: 7
Coding region: 1-1566 (521 amino acids)
Biological process (GO): negative regulation of Wnt signaling pathway
Cellular component (GO): organelle membrane
Molecular function (GO): Wnt-protein binding; metalloendopeptidase activity
Source: RefSeq, a predicted model, not a curated record
AUGCACGCCGCCGUGGCGGGGCCGCUGCUCGCCGCGCUCCUCGCCACAGCCCGCGCCCGCCCGCAGCCCCCCGACGGAGGACAGUGCCGGCCGCCAGGAUCGCAGAGGGACCUGAACUCCUUCCUGUGGACAAUCCGGCGGGACCCCCCGGCCUACCUGUUUGGUACCAUCCAUGUCCCCUACACCAGGGUCUGGGAUUUCAUUCCCGACAACUCCAAGGCUGCCUUCCAGGCCAGUGCCCACGUCUACUUCGAGCUGGACCUGACUGACCCUUAUACCAUCUCAGCACUGGCCAGCUGCCAGCUGCUGCCGCACGGGGAAAACCUGCAGGACGUGCUGCCACGUGAGCUCUACUGGCGCCUGAAGCGCCACCUGGACUACGUGAAGCUCAUGAUGCCCUCCUGGAUGACACCUGCGCAGCGGGGCAAGGGCCUCUACGCUGACUACCUGUUCAACGCCAUCGCGGGCAACUGGGAGCGCAAGAGGCCGGUGUGGGUGAUGCUUAUGGUGAACUCGCUCACGGAGACGGACGUGCGCUCCCGUGGGGUGCCUGUGCUCGACCUCUACCUGGCGCAGCAGGCGGAGAAGAUGAAGAAGAGCACCGGUGCAGUGGAGAGGGUGGAGGAGCAGUGCCAUCCGCUCAACGGGCUCAACUUCUCCCAGGUGCUGUUUGCUCUGAACCAGACCCUGCUGCAGCACGAGAGUGUGCGGGCCGGGAGCCUGCAGGCGCCUUACACCACCGAGGACCUCAUCAAGCAUUACAACUGUGGAGACCUCAAUGCUGUCAUCUUCAACCAUGACACGUCCCAGCUGCCCAAUUUCAUCAACACCACACUUCCGCCACAUGAACAGGUGACCGCCCAGGAGAUUGACAGCUACUUCCGCCAGGAGCUCAUCCACAAGAGGAACGAGCGCAUGGGGAAGCGGGUCAUGGCACUUCUGCGGGAGAAUGAAGACAAGAUCUGCUUCUUUGCCUUCGGAGCAGGUCACUUUCUGGGGAACAACACUGUCAUCGAUGUUCUGAGGCAAGCCGGGCUGGAGGUCGACCACACACCUGCAGGGCAGGCCAUCCACAGCCCUGCUGCCGGGAGCCCAGCACCCCUGCCAGAAGGGACCUCGGCAAGCCCAGUGCCAGUGACGCCCGCCAUGGCCAUCCCCUCGUCAGCCUCAGUGACCCCGACUGCCCCUACUGAGGAGGAGGACCCAGCCCUGUCCCCGCACCUGCUGCUGCCGGAUAGCCUCAGCCAGCUGGAAGAGUUUGGACGGCAGAAGAAGUGGCACAAAAGGCACAACAGACACCAGCGGCCACGACAGUUCAAUGACCUCUGGGUCCGCAUCGAGGACAGCACCACUGCCUCGCCACCCCCGCUGCCCCUCCAGCCCACCCAUGGCUCCGGGACUGCAAAAUCACCCUGCCAGCUAUCUGAACAGCUCCACCAACACGACCCACCACGGCCUGCCAGCAGCUCAACGUCCAGCUGCCCUCAGCCCACCCUGGACCUCCUCCCCAGUGUUGCGGUAGCCAUGGCAGUUCCCUUCCUGCUGCAUGGCCAUGGGCCCUGCUGA